Periconia digitata is the source of this 1527-nucleotide messenger RNA. The record is from the annotation of a GenBank genome assembly. Lineage: Eukaryota; Fungi; Ascomycota; Dothideomycetes; Pleosporales; Periconiaceae.
UCCUCCACCAUGGCUACUCAAGACGAUGCCAAAGUCGCCACGGCGUCUGAGAAGACGGGCGACUACAGCACCGACGCCACCGAUACACUGGCCCUCCCCAACUCGUGGAAAUACAAGCGCCUCAGUUUCUUCGGCUUCCAGCUUCCCUGGUAUGCCUCGCCGCCCGUCCAGCUCGUCAUUGUCUCCUUUGUGUGCUUCAUGUGCCCGGGCAUGUUCAACGCCCUCAAUGGCAUGGGCGGCGGUGGCCAGAUGGACCCCAAGGCCAACAACCGUGCCAACACGGCCCUGUACUCGACCUUCUCCGUCGUCGGUUUCUUCGCCGGCACCUUCACCAACAAACUCGGCAUCCGCACCGCCCUCUCGUUUGGCGGCAUCGGCUACUGCGUCUACGUCGGUUCUUUCCUCAGCUACAACCACACCCAAAACCUCGGCUUCACCACCUUUGCAGGCGCCCUUCUCGGUGUCUGCGCCGGUCUGUUGUGGUGCGCCCAGGGUGCCAUUAUGAUGUCCUACCCUCCCGAGAACUCAAAGGGUCGUUAUAUCUCGUGGUUCUGGAUGAUUUUCAACUUGGGCGCCGUCAUCGGUAGCUUGAUCCCUCUGGGCCAGAACAUGCACGUUACCUACGCUGGCAAUGUCAAUGACGGCACCUAUGUCGGCUUCCUCGUCCUGACCCUCAUCGGCGCCGGACUGGCAUGGACUCUUGUCGAUGCGAAGAGCGUCAUCCGCGACGACGGAUCCAAAAUCAUCAUCAUGAAACACCCAUCCUGGAAGUCGGAAAUCAUGGGCUUGUGGGAGACGUUUUUCACUGACCCUUAUAUCCUGGCCUUGUUCCCCAUGUUCCUUGCCUCCAACUGGUUCUACGUCUACCACUUCACCGAGAUCAAUGGUGCUUACUUCAAUGUCCGCACACGUGCCCUCAAUGGCGUCGUCUACUAUCUUUUCCAGAUUGUCGGUGCCUACGUUUUUGGGUUUGCGCUUGAUUUCCAGGGCAUCAGCCGAACCAUGCGCGCCAAGCUCGCCUGGGCUGCGCUUUUUGCCGUCAUCAUGAUUGUAUGGGGCUGCGGCUACAAGUUCCAAACCACCUACGACCGUGCGUGGGCCAAAGACGAGACAAACCCCAAGAUGGACUGGACCGACGACGGGUUUGGAGGACCUUUUGCUCUUUACAUCUUCUACGGAUUCACCGACGCUGCAUGGCAAACCUGUGUCUAUUGGUUCAUGGGUGCGCUCACCAACAACGGACGCAAGCUUGCCAACUUUGCCGGUUUCUACAAGGGAAUCCAGUCUGCCGGUGGUGCCAUCACGUGGGCUCUCGACGACGCCGGCACCGAGUACAUGACCAUGUUCGCCAUCAAUUGGGGACUUUUGGCAGGAAGCUUGCUCAUCGCACUCCCCGUCAUACUCUGGAAGGUCAAGGACACGACAUCGCUCGAGGAGGACGUCAAGUUCACCGACGAGACUAUAGAUGAAGUCGCAGCCAAAGCGGUUGUGAUUGCCCCAGGCGCCGACACCACGGGCAAAGUCUAA